Messenger RNA from Plasmodium vivax (malaria parasite P. vivax), 1110 nucleotides. Its product is annotated as 1-cys peroxidoxin, putative. Gene Ontology annotation, cellular component: cytosol; mitochondrion. Gene Ontology annotation, molecular function: peroxiredoxin activity. The record is from RefSeq and is a predicted model, not a curated record. Bases 286 to 948 code for a protein of 220 amino acids. The transcript has a single exon. Lineage: Eukaryota; Apicomplexa; Aconoidasida; Haemosporida; Plasmodiidae. Gene Ontology annotation, biological process: cell redox homeostasis; cellular oxidant detoxification.
UUUCAAUUAAUUUUGUUGCCAAUCUGAUUAAGCCAAGCAAUUUUUUUUUUCUCAUUUUUGAAGAGAUACACGGCAGCCCGCUCCUACCUCCACUUGUUCACUGCGCCAAGUUGCCUUCCCUGCCAGUGGCCGCCGCCGUUCGCAAGCCGCAUAGCGGGAGCGGUAGCCAUACCGGUCGCGAUACGAAAGAGUAACCGCUUCGUCCUGUGCUCCUUUUCGUGGAAGGCCCGCGUAACCACUUCGCCGCGUUUCCGCUCCUCCGCGUAGCCACUUCACCGCGUAACCAUGGCGUACCACCUGGGUGCCCCCUUCCCCAACUUCACCGCCAGCGCCUCCAGCGUGGAGGGCCCCUUCGACCUGUACGAGUACGUGGGAGACAUGUGGUGCAUCCUGUUCAGCCACCCACACGACUUCACCCCCGUGUGCACCACAGAAAUGGCAGAAUUCGGAAACAUGCACGAGGAGUUUCUCAAGACAAACUGCAAGUUGGUCGGCUUCAGCUGCAACUCCAAGGAGUCCCACGAAAAGUGGAUCGAAGACAUCAAACACUAUGGGAAGCUCAGCCAGUGGAAGAUCCCCAUUGUAUGUGACGAAUCUAGGGAACUAGCCAACAAGCUAAAAAUAAUGGACGAGAAGGAAAAGGAUAUUAAAGGGUUGCCACUCACAUGCAGAUGCGUUUUCUUUAUUUCUCCUGAAAAAACUGUAAAGGCAACAGUGCUCUACCCCGCAACCACCGGGAGGAAUGCCAGCGAGAUUUUGCGAGUCCUUAAAUCGCUGCAGUUGACGAGCGAACAGCCCGUGGCCACCCCCGUGAAUUGGAAAGUGGGAGACAAGUGCUGCGUCCUCCCCACCGUGGCGGAUGCAGAUUUGCCUGCCCUCUUCCCCAAGGGGGUGCAGAAGAUGCAGCUACCCUCGGAGAAGCCCUACCUGCGCUUCGCCUCGCUUUGAGGAGCGGCUAGUGCACUCCACUCUCGAGGUUUCCGCGGGCCCACUCACAGACGCAUCGAAUGCAUUUUUGAACGGCAUACCUUGGCCACCCCCACGAAGUACUCAUAACGAAUUGUCAUGCGAGACGCACCUGUCACAGGUGGGGUUAUUUCCCAUCGGGGG